Messenger RNA from Microthlaspi erraticum, 975 nucleotides. NCBI's taxonomy places the organism in Eukaryota, Viridiplantae, Streptophyta, Magnoliopsida, Brassicales, Brassicaceae. The record is from the annotation of a GenBank genome assembly.
AUGGCCAGUUCUCAGAAGAUUUCGGUGGAAAACAUAGUCUUGUUUGGGCGUACAGGGAACGGAAAGAGCGCCACCGGGAACAGCAUCGCCGGCAAACAUGUGUUUGUAUCGAAACCACACGCAACUGGCGUUACAAUGGAAACCAAGUCAACGCUAGUUGAGAUACAAGGAGGCCCCAAUCUCCGAGUGAUUGACACUCCAGGUCUACUUGAUCUGACGUCGUCGGCGGAUUACAUAAGCAAAGAAAUCGUUAGCUGCCUACAUCAAGCGGAAGGAGGCUUGCAUGCUGUUCUCUUGGUGAUUUCGGUGAGGAACCGAGUUACCAAAGAGGAAGAGUUGGUACUUAGUACCUUGGAGGUCCUUUUCGGGAGUAAAAUUGUUGAUUAUCUUAUCGUUGUUUUCACCGGCGGGGAUGAGUUAACCGAGGAUGAGGAAACCAUUGAUAACUAUUUGGAUGGUUGCCCUGAAUUCCUAACGAAACUUCUUGUUGCGUGCGACAAAAGGCAGGUCGUGUUCGAUAACAAAACCAAGGAUGAUGCGACCAAGAAGAAGCAAAACCAAGAGCUUCUCAAACUUGUCGAAAUGGUCAGAAAGCAUACCAAUAACAUUCCGUAUACCGAGGCCAUGUACCUAAAGAUUAAGGAAGAGAAAGAUAGACACGAGAAGGAACACCAGGCUGCUAAAGAUAAAGGGCAUUCAUCAGAAGAUAUGCAAGAAUUCAUGAAGGAGUUACUUCUACUGAACCAACAGAACCUCAAGGCCAUUUCAGACAUGAUGGAGAAAAAUAUGAGGAUUGUUACGGACGCUCAGGAGAAGAUCUUUGCGCAAAGAGAUUUAGCAGAGGAGAAGCUGCAUGAAGCGGACGAGGGGAGACAUAGAGCGGAAAUGCAUGAUGUGCUAGCUCAGUUGGAUAGCCAGCACCGUGCAGAAAUGGAAGCGCAAAUGGCGAAAGGUCAUGGGUGCAACAUUCUCUGA